AUGCCUGCGACAACCUUCUCGUCUAUCCCGCACUAUGAACCUGCGCCCCCAACUCAUGAAGAAUUGGAAUGGGCAGAUAUCCCCAUUAUUGACAUCUCGAAGGCCGGUACGCCGGAGGGUCGCGCGGAGCUCGCGCCCCCAGCAAGGGAUGCGAUGCGAACUCAAGGCUUCCUCUACAUAAUCAAUCACGGAUAUACUCAGACGCAAAACGAGCGGGUCUUUGACAUCGCAGACCUGCCAUUCGCUCAGGUGCCCGAAGAAGAGAAAAGACUCUUCGCUGGGGAUAUCAAGAAGACGGGAUCAUAUAGGGGUUACAAGCUUCGGAACUACUGGCACAUCGACAACGGUGUUCAUGAUCAGCUUGAACACUACAACUUACACCGAGCGAUAGACCAGCAAAACCAGCAGCACCCCAAGGCUUUGCAGCCGGUUCUUCCGGAGAUACGCGCUUUCGCUGAACACAAUCACCAUAACGUACUCCAUCCACUACUCAGGCUCCUCGCACUGGGCAUGGAGCUCCCCGAAGAUGCACUAGUUGAACAACACGGAUUUGAUUCGAAGGGAGAGACCUAUGUUCGCUUCAUGAAAUAUUACCCUCGGACUGAUGAUGAGGAGAUAAAGACUAAGAACGUCUGGCUUAAGGGACACACUGACUUCGGUACAAUUACCAUCCUCUGGAGCCAACCCGUUUCCGCCUUGCAGAUCCUGUCUCCAGACGGCAAAUGGAGAUGGGUCAAGCAUAUCCCAAAUGCCCUCGUCGUCAACGCGGGGGAUGCUAUGGAAUUCCUUUCAGGCGGCUUCUACAAGGCUACUAUUCAUCGCGUCGUCCAACCCCCCGCGGACCAGCGCGGUCAUACACGUGUUGGUGCCUUCUACUUCGCGAUGACGGACGACGACGUCCGGCUCAUCCCCUUUACCGAGAGCGCUGCGUUGCAGAGGGCCGGCAUCGUACGCCGGUGCGACGACGCCGAUGCGCCGACGAUGGAGCAGUGGCGACGGGGCCGAACAAGUGCGUAUGGCCAAUCUGAACUGAAGAAGAAGGACGAAGUCGUCGAAGAGGAAGUCAUCAACGGAGUCGUAGUGAAGCACUACAACUAG
Molecule: messenger RNA, 1098 nt
Organism: Trametes versicolor FP-101664 SS1
Lineage: Eukaryota; Fungi; Basidiomycota; Agaricomycetes; Polyporales; Polyporaceae
Product: Clavaminate synthase-like protein
Exons: 10
Coding region: 1-1098 (365 amino acids)
Molecular function (GO): dioxygenase activity
Source: RefSeq, a predicted model, not a curated record